UACUCGCGGCUGGUGAUGCUCGAAGGAAUGAAACAAUCUAUCAGACUGGAGAACGAGCGGAUUCUUUUAUAAGCGGAGGAAUAUAUGCGUUUUCACUUCUCUCAUAUCAAUAUGAAUUCAUGGAAAUCUUCUACGAGAUGCAUCCCAUGUGGACUUCAAUUCGCCUCAGCAAGGCGGUUCGAAAAACACGUUGCGAAUCACAGAAGGCCUUUUAGAUUAUAUAAGGCGAAAGAGUUUUUGCAAGGCCACCAAACAUAUACAAGGAAUAAGUACGUUCGUCACAAAUUUCCAAGACGCAAGAUUGUUGUACCGUCAAUUGACUAUUUAUGGCAAGUGCAUAGGUCCAUAAACUGUCGACCAAAAGAUGUAAAGCCUUCCAAUCAAUUUAAUGUUUGGAUGAAGAGUUACGAGGAUUUGCAGAAGUCAAAGCCGUCUACUCCUAAAUUUCGAAUCGGACAGUAUGUUAGAAUUAAGAUUCAAACAGCAACAUUCGAGAAAGGUUACGCUUCGACGUUCACCACUGACUUGUUCAAAAUUCGAGAAAUCGUAAACAGCAUACCUGUGACAUAUAAGUUAAGUGAUAAUACAGGGGAAAUAAUUUUAGGUGUAUUUUAUCCUGAGGAAUUAUCUCUCGUAAAAAUUUGAAAUUAGUUCCCGAAAAAGUUUCUCGGAAACCUCUGAAUUAUGAGGCUUAUAAUUUUUUUUUUUUAAAUUAGCAUUUCCGAACCGGUUUUGAAAAUGAAAU
Messenger RNA from Folsomia candida, 745 nucleotides. RefSeq lists its product as uncharacterized. Lineage: Eukaryota; Metazoa; Arthropoda; Collembola; Entomobryomorpha; Isotomidae. Bases 85 to 645 code for a protein of 186 amino acids. The transcript has 5 exons. The record is from RefSeq and is a predicted model, not a curated record.